AUGUAUUUGCUAGAGAAGCAUUUCCCUUCCAUUAACUGGAAUAUCUCUUUCUCAAAGUAUACUCGUGCCUUGGAGCCCUUCUUCAACAAGUAUGAUAAUGAGUAUUCAUCUUUACAACAAAAGGUUAAAGAGAUUCUUCAGACUGAAGAUGAUCUACAAGAAAUUGUACAAUUGGUUGGUCGUGAUUCACUAUCUGAAGAUCAGAAGUGUACUUUAGAGGUUGCUCGUAUUAUUCGUGAAGAUUUCCUUCAACAGAAUGGUUUCAGUGAUUAUGAUUAUAUGUGCCCUCUAGCUAAGACUAUUGGUAUGAUGAAAUGUAUCUGUCAUUUCUAUGAUGCUGCUCAGAAAUGUUUGUCUGAGAAUCAUGGUGAUAAGGUUAUUGGAUGGUCACAGAUAUCUACUGCUUGCAAGGAUGUUAUCGUCGCUAUUACCAAUAUGAAGUUCGAGAUGCCUCAACAUAGUGAAGAGGAUUUCGCUAACUUCUUUGCUAAUCUUGUUAACCAGAUUGAUACUGCCUUCCAGAAUCUUCUAGAUGAGACUAACAACACCAACUAAUAAUGAAUAGUGCGACUACAUACUACUACUAUUCAUGGUCUAGGAUAUCAUCCGUGGUUCUAGUUUAGAGACGACCAUUCUUCUAGGUGAUUUUUUCCAUCGUUUCACCACAAUGCUGCUGUUAGAUGUUGUUGAAGUUAUGAUAUCAGUAACUGGAGUUAUUGUGGGGAUGAAGCAGCAGGAGGAGGUUAACAAACCAUCUAUCAUGUCUAAGGGUAUUCGACAUAGAAGAUAGUACAAUUCCUACUGCUGUUCUUAGUCAUCAUCGUUAUGUGGACUUAUAUUAGUGUGUAUCAUUGGAGAUUGCUUUGAUACUACUAUUUCUAGUAUUGGUAAAUACUAAUAGAAUAUGUUAGUUACAUGUAAUGCUGCUGCUGCUGCUCUGAACUAAUCUCCAGCUGCAUUCUUAUGAUAUUUACUAUUGCUGGUAAUAGUAUCAUUGUAACUUCUAUUCACUACAU
Messenger RNA from Perkinsus marinus ATCC 50983, 1016 nucleotides. RefSeq names its product ATP synthase alpha subunit vacuolar, putative. The transcript is spliced from 2 exons. Gene Ontology annotation, molecular function: proton-transporting ATPase activity, rotational mechanism. Lineage: Eukaryota; Perkinsozoa; Perkinsida; Perkinsidae. Gene Ontology annotation, biological process: proton transmembrane transport; ATP metabolic process. Bases 1 to 555 code for a protein of 184 amino acids. The record is from RefSeq and is a predicted model, not a curated record.